AUGGGUUGGUUCUGGGCUGACGCUACAACCAUCCACACACCACUCGCCGCCCCUUCGGCGCAGAAGCCAUCCUCUUGCCCGGUGCCCCAUCAACAACGUGGAGAUGCAGCACCACCACCGAGCUGUCCCAUGCACAACAAGACUGUCAGCGUCCUAGGCUCUGCAGCACCUUCGCCUCCUCCAACACCUCCGCCGUCAUCAUGCCCCGUCCCACACGACCAGUCGCCGACCGGCAAAUCCGAUGAUGCCUCGUUUCUCUCCAAGAUUAACCCUCUCAAUUACAUGUUCCGCGAACUGUCCCAAGCACCCGCACCAAACCAGACACACGCCCUACCAGUCGAACGCGAUCCAAGCUCCAUCCCCAAGGGCACCGGCGACGGCAACUGGGAGUACCCGUCGCCGCAGCAGAUGUACAACGCUCUGCUGCGCAAGGGCUAUACGGACACGGACGUGACGGCCGUGGAGAGCAUGGUGGCCGUGCACAACUUCCUGAACGAGGGCGCCUGGGCCGAGGUCGUCGAGUGGGAGAAGCGUUUCGGCGGCGGCCUGUCGCGGGCCUGGGAGAUCUGCAGGCGCGGCGAGGAGAACGCCCAGGAGACGCAGCGCGUCCUCGACUGGAAGAACAACGUGGAGCCCAUAAACCCCACCCUCAUCCGCUUCCAGGGCCGUCCCAAGGAAAUGACGCCCAAGGCGGCCAUGUUCCAGGUCAUGGGCUGGUUGUAUCCAGCUAAGUUUGCUACCGAGCCUCCGUUCGACCGCCACGACUGGUACGUCGCUCGAAACGUUGACGGCAAGGAGAAGCAGGUGCGCUACGUUAUCGACUACUACAGCGGUCCUCCAGAGCCAACCGGCGAGCCUGUGUUCUACCUCGAUGUUCGGCCCGCCCUAACUCCUACCGGCGCCGUUGAGCGGAUGAUGAGGUGGGGCGGCGACGUCUGGUGGAGGGCUUCAGGCGGGGCGGUCCGCGAGGCCGACCGAAGGUCUCAACAGUAG
Messenger RNA from Diaporthe amygdali, 993 nucleotides. Its product is annotated as cytochrome-2. Lineage: Eukaryota; Fungi; Ascomycota; Sordariomycetes; Diaporthales; Diaporthaceae. Bases 1 to 993 code for a protein of 330 amino acids. Gene Ontology annotation, cellular component: mitochondrion. Gene Ontology annotation, biological process: cytochrome c-heme linkage. The record is from RefSeq and is a predicted model, not a curated record. The transcript has 3 exons. Gene Ontology annotation, molecular function: holocytochrome-c synthase activity.